AUGAGAAAAUUCUUCUGCAACAGAAAUAUAAGCAUCCCUCUACGAUUAAGAAUGCUGAGAGGCUAUGUAUUUAACACGCUAUUAUACGGUGUAGAGGCCUGGACUCUCAAACAGAAUAACAUGAAAAAUAUUAAAAGUUUCGAGAUGUGGUGCUACCGUCGAAUGCUGAAGAUUAGUUGGGUUGAAAGAAUAACAAACUGUGAAGUAAUACGAAGAAUAGGAAAAGACCCAGAGAUUUUGUUAACGCUAAAGCGAAGAAAACUCGAAUAUUUUGGUCACCUGAUGAGAGGACAUAAAUACGCAUUACUUCAAAAUAUAAUGCAGGGAAAAAUAGAAGGAAAACGGAAUCCAGGCCGUAGAAGAAUGUCGUGGUUGCGGAAUUUGAGAGAGUGGUUUGGCUGCACCACUAAUGAACUCUUUAGGUCAGCCGUAAACAAGGUCAGAAUAGCCUUGAUGAUUUCCAAUCUCCGAUAG
Messenger RNA from Diabrotica balteata, 474 nucleotides. Lineage: Eukaryota; Metazoa; Arthropoda; Insecta; Coleoptera; Chrysomelidae. The record is from the annotation of a GenBank genome assembly.